CAGUUUGUCUGUAGUGCAAGUGUGGCCAUCUCUGGUCUUGGAGCGCCCCAGUGUGGCCAUCUCUGGUCUUGGAGCGCCUCAGUGUGGCCAUCUCUGGUCUUGGAGCGCCCCAGUGUGGCCAUCUCUGGUCUUGGAGCGCUCCAGUGUGGCCAACUCUGGUCUUGGAGCGCCCCAGUGUGGCCAUCUCUGGUCUUGGAGCGCCCCAGUGUGGCCAUCUCUGGUCUUGGAGCGCCCCAGUGUGGCCAUCUCUGGUCUUGGAGCGCCCCAGUGUGGCCAUCUCUGGUCUUGGAGCGCCCCAGUGUGGCCAUCUCUGGUCUUGGAGCGCCCCAGUGUGGCCAUCUCCGGUCUUGGAGCGCCACAGUGUGGCCAACUCCGGUCUUGGAGCGCUCCAGUGUGGACAUCUCUGGUCUUGGAGGCCCCAGUGUGGCCAACUCCGGUCUUGGAGCUCCCCAGUGUGGACAACUCUGGUCUUGGAGCGCCCCAGUGUGUUCAAACUUUGGUCCUAACCCAGCUUUAACACACACUACUCAUGCUGGGCUGGAACAAGUACCUAGUACGACACACUGUUGCAGGAUCAUCAUUGAAACAUUAGGAGGUGUCACAUUUAGAUGCACAAUACUACACACCUCUGACUCACUUCACUUUAGUAGUUGUAUGAGUUGAUCCGCCCAUUAAACACCACACACUCUUCAGACACAACUAUUUACAAUCUGUCUCUCAGGAGAAGACCACUCACUAUAAGGAUCCAGACAAGCAACAGUUAUCCAUAAAGCUGUAGUCAGAGAGACUGUGGAUGAUGGGUUGUCUCAUGGUCACCGGGGUGCUCCUUGUGACUCUACUGUUCCAUCCUCCAGCUGCUCAAGUAAGUACUAUAUGUUUAGAGUUCAUCUAUGUUUAGUAAGUUUACCAUCUAUGUUUAGUAAGUUUACCAUCUAUGUUAGUAGUUUACCAUCAAUGUUUAGUAAGUUUACCAUCUAUGUUUUAGUAAGUUUACCAUCAAGUGUUUGUAAGUUACCAUCUAUGUUUAGUAAGUUUACCAUCUAUGUUUAGUAAGUUUACCAUCUAUGUUUAGUAAGUUUACCAUCUAUGUUUAGUACGUUUACCAUCUAGUUUAGUAAGUUUACCAAUCUAUGUUUUAGUAAGUUUACCAUCUAUGUUUAGUAAGUUACCAUCAAUGUUAGUAAGUUUACCAUCUAAUGUUUAGUAAGUUUACCAUCUAUGUUUAGUAAGUUACCAUCUAUGUUUAGUAAGUUUACCAUCUAUGUUAGUAAGUUUUACCAUCUUAGUUUAGUAAGUUUACCAUCUAUGUUAGUAAGUGUUACCAUCUAUGUUUAGUAAGUUACCAUCUAUGUUUAGUAAGUUUACAUCAAUGUUUAGUAAGUUUACCAUCAUGUUUAGUAAGUUUACCCAUCUAUGUUUAGUAAGUUUACAAUCUAUUUUAGUAAGUCUUACCAUCUAGGUGUUUAGUAAAGUUUUACCAUCAAUGUUUAGGUAAGUUUACCAUCUAUGUUUAGGUAAGUUUACCAUCUAUGUUUAGUAAGUUUACCAUCUAUGUUUAGUAAGUUUACCAUCUAUGUUUAGUAAGUUUACCAUCAAUGUUUAGUAAGUUUACCAUCAUAUGUUUAGUAAGUUUACCAUCUAUGUUUUAGUAAGUUUACCAUCUAUGUUUAGUAAGUUUACCAUCAAUGUUUAGUAAGUUUACCAUCUAUGUUUAGUAAGUUUACCAUCAAUGUUUAGUAAGUUUACCAUCAAUGUUUUAGUAAGUUUACCAUCAAUGUUUAGUAAGUUUACCAUCUAUGUUUAGUAAGUUUACCAUCUAUGUUUAGUAAGUUUACCAUCUAUGUUUAGUAAGUUUACCAUCUAUGUUAGUAAGUUUACCAUCAAUGUUUAGUAAGUUUACCAUCUAUGUUUAGUAAGUUUACCAUCUAUGUUUAGUAAGUUUACCAUCUAUGUUUAGUAAGUUUACCAUCUAUGUUUAGUAAGUUUACCAUCUAUGUUUAGUAAGUUUACCAUCAAUGUUUAGUAAGUUUACCAUCUAUGUCUAUGUUUAGUAAGUUUACUAUCUAUGUUUAGUAAGUUUACCAUCUAUGUUAGUAAGUUUACCAUCUAUGUUUAGUAAGUUUACCAUCUAUGUUUAGUAAGUUUACCAUCUAUGUUUAGUAAGUUUACCAUCAAUGUUUAGUAAGUUUACCAUCUAUGUUUAGUAAGUUUACCAUCUACAGUAUGUUUAUACAAAUAUGUCAGCUGUAUCGGAGAUGAGCAAAUGUUACAAUUCAGUGGAUCAAAAAAGUUGACAUACUGCUUUGUUUUUUGAAUGUGUUGUUGAUACCAUCUUUAUUAGUUACAUUUCUAAUGAUGUUAUAUGAUAUUAUAGUGUGUCGUUGAAUUUUGCAAUAAUACUUCGCAUUUUCCGUAAUACUGACUGUUGAUUUCAAUUAGAUCUGUUGACUUUGUUGACAUCACAUGCGUUAAAUAUAUUCUCUCAAUUAUCAGUAUAUGAAUAUGUUGUGUAUAUUUGUUGUUAUUGGUAUAUUUCUUCCUGUCAUACUGUAAUUACCACAGUGGAGAGCCCAGAUACAGAUAGUGCAGAUCUGGAGGCCGUGAGGUUCGGAGAGUUUUGCCUGAAAAUCUCUGAUGAUUCCCACUGGACAACCCCUGAACCAGAGCCCAGGCAAACAGUUGCCAACAAGGAGGCAGCUGAGAGCACACAACUGCCAAUGUCUUCACCAUCGGAUGACAAGGAAGGUGCGUCACUCUAGCUUUGAGAAUUAUAACAAGAUAUCUUCAUCCAUAGAGCACAAGACCUCAUACCACUAGUAUAGAUUAGAGGUUACACACAUUCAACCCAUCGCAUCCUACUUUAAUAACAGCUUUUAGUCAUGUAUUUUGCAAACUCAACUCUUCCCUCUCAAUUGCCUGUCAGUUCCCCAUCACUUGAAGCUGAGGUCAUGGGUACGCUAUUUUAGACUAUAGGUUCAUGUAAAUCAGAUCAACAUGCUGAAUUGUGAUAGAGUUGUGAGUCAACAAUAACACGUCAUAUGUAGUCGCAUCACAAAUAGAGGUUUAUCAAUGACCGAUUGACUUUGUCAAGGCUUCUCACCAAACAGUGGUGAACUGGGGCCGGUAGAGAGGGAAGGGUGUCUCUGCAAGACAAGGGUCACUCCCUAGCUUUAAGACAUCACAAGUCAUCUUCAUCCAUACAUCACAAUAUAAUACAGAUUAGAGAACAGAAUAAGUCCAUCACAUCCUGCUUUAAUAUCUUUUAUCAGAUAUAAACUCCACUCUUCAACCGGCUGUCAAUUCUUCAUCAGUCGUGGCAAACAUCAUGGGUAAGCUACAUAUUUCAGCCUAUAGACCUAUGUCAGUCAGUUCAACAAGCUGAAUGUAUACAGUCUUAGAAAAAAGGGUUCCAAAAGGGUUCUUCGGCUGGCCCCAUAGGAGAACCCUUUUGGGUUCCAUAUAGAACCCUCUGUGGAAAGGGUUCUAUAUGGAACCCAAAAGAGUUCUACCUGGAACCAAAAAAGGUUAUUCAAAGUGUUCUCCUAUGGGGACAGCCAAAGAAACCUUUUAGAUUCUAGAAUGCACCUUUUCUUUUAAGAGUGUAGUUGUGAUACUGUAGUUGCAUCACAAAUAACGGUUUAUCAAUGACCGAUUGGCUUUGUUACUGUUAAGGCAUCCCACCAGGCCCUGGACAACUGGGGCCGGUGGAGAGGGAAGGAUGUCUCUGCAAGACGUGGCAGGAACGCGCAACCCACCGGUCUCUUGUCAGGAGCAUAGAGUACAGGUUCCCUGCACCAGAAGUGUGUAACUCCACAGAAAUCAUGUGAGUUUGUGUGUGUGUGUGUGUGUGUGUGUGUGUGUGUGUGUGUGUGUGUGUGUGUGUGUGUGUGUGUGUGAACCGUGUAUGACAUUGUGUUAAUGGUCAAAGGCCAGUUGAAGGGUCAGUAUCUAUCAGUCAUUAACCAUUGCUGAUAUUUUCUCCUAGUGAGACACUGGUAGAUGGCAGGAAGGUGUGUGUGAAUACCUCUCUCACAAGCUUCAUUGCACCACUCUAUGGGUGAGUCUGUGGGUAAGAUAUAAUACGAUAUGAGGUCUUAGUUAAAUUUGUAGGUUCUCCAUUGAUGCUUGUUUGUGUGAUGUUUUCUUAAUCUAAUAAAAUCCCCUAACUGUCAUAUCUCAGAUCAGAGGGGACUUUCUUACUCGUUUCCUGUUUUUGCAUGUUGUGUUAAAGAUAAGGUGUACACACUUUAUCUGACGUCCUAUUCCUCUGUGUCCUUGUGGUUAUUUUAACUGAGCAUGUAACAAACCGUAAUAUUUCGAUAUUUUCCCCAUUCCCCAGGCUUUCAACUGACCCAGACUGGGAAGGGACCACAACCCCCAGCCCAAACACCUCUGCAGUGUCCUCGUCCCCAACCACACAGACAGAGGAACCAAUGAGCAUGACACCACCAAGGGAAUCAAGCGAGGAAGUAUUCGACCAUCUUCUUGAAACUGGUGAAAUAGAACAAGGACCCCCAGCACCCCCAGGACCCCCAGCACCCCCAGGACCCCCAGCACCCCCAGCACCCCCAGGACCCCCAGCACCCCCAGCACCCCCAGGAGACCUAGGACCCCCAGGGCCCCCAGGCUCACUAGGACCCAAAGGAGCCUCUGGAGUACUAGAGUAACUCACUACAGUUGUUAUUCUCAGUUUACUGUGGUCAAUCAGUAUGUUUGUCUGUCUUACUGUGGUGGGUUGUGGGUAGUAUUAUAGCUAUUUUACCUCCAGCCAUUUUGAACCUUCACUAUUAAUAACAUGGACUAAACUAAAUGUCUAAAUGUUUAUCCUUGUUUUCAUACCGGAAGAAGUAAUUACAGUAAAAACAUAUAUUUAAUGUCAAGCUAAACGUGUGUACAAUUCGUCGGGGCAUGGAUUCUACAAGGUGUCGAAAGCGUUCCACAGGGAUGCUGGGCCAUGUUGACUCCAAUGCUUCCCAUAGUUUUUUUCAAGUUGGCUGGAUGUCCUUUGAUUGGUGGACCAAUAUUGAUACACAUGAGAAACUGUUGAGCAUGAAAAACCCAGCAGCAUUGCAGUUCUUGACACAAACCGGUGUGCCUGGCACCUACUACCAUACCCCGUUCAAAGGCACUUAAAUAUUUUGUCAUACCCAUUCACCCUCUGAAUAGCACACAUACACAAUCCAUGUCUCAAUUGUCUCAAGGCUUAAAAAUCAUUCUUUAACCUGUCUCCUCCCCUUCAUCUACACUGAUUGAAGUGGUUUUAACAACUGACAUCAACAAGGGAUCAUAGCUUUCACCUGGAUUCACCUGGUCAGUCUAUGUCAUGGAAAGAGCAGCUGUUCUUAAUGUGUUGUAAACUCAGUGUAUAUCAGUAGUGAAUUUGAUCAAGUGUCUUUCUGUUUCUGUCUCAUGCAGGCUUGGUCUGCUGCACUGCAAGUGCCACCAGGUGGAAUCCAGACGCAUAGGAAAGCUCAUCUCGAAAGUAGAGUUGCACCCACCCUCUCCAAGCUGCAACGUUUUCGAGGCUAUGUAAGCUUCACUGCUGUACUUUAUUACUGUAUUAUUGGACAUCACAUUACUGUAUUAUUGGACAUCACAUUACUGUAUUAUUGGACAUCACAUUACUGUAUUAUUGGACAUCACAUUACUGUAUUAUUGGACAUAAUUUACUCACCACUCUUUGUUUCACAGCACUUUUUUACAGUUUUGCUUUACAACCACACCCACAGAGAGAGAGAGAGAGAGAGCGAGAGAGAGAGAGAGCGAGAGAGAGAGAGAGAGAGAGAGAGAGAGAGAGCGAGAGAGAGAGAGAGAGAGAGAGAGAGAGAGAGAGAGAGAUAGAGAAACGUACAUUUUCUUCUGACGGUAAAAUAUCCACUUCCUGUUGUGAAUGUUUGAGUUACCAUAGCUGUUUCUUAUUACUAUCCCCUGUUGUCCUAUGCACAGCGCAACUCUGAAGAGGUCAGAUCAAAAUAUUUGCUUGGACAUCACUGCACCCUGGGUCCGCAGAUUCCUGGAGAAAAUCCAGUUACAGUCAGACUCCCCUCCUGGGAGUUAAACUAAUUUCAUCCUCCUGAAUGAUGCUAGGCUGAAAAAAAGUUCUACUUCAUGAAAGCUCAGCACGGUAUUGCUUUGACCUAACAGUUGUUAGUAAGUAGAUGUUGCUGAUUAUCAAAGUGCUAAAUGUGUCAGCAGUUUGACACUUCUUAUUUGAUAAAGAUGUUUAAUCAGUCAUUACUAAUUCUUUCCACCCUGGCCUGUACUUGAUUUGACAGGAAAUUGAAAUGUUUUUUUGGCAUCUGAUUUCUGUUAUCUGGGCAACUAAACCACUGAGAGAAAGGAAAAUUGCAAAUGUAAUUUGAAUUUCACAUUUUAACAACAGCUUAAACUCAUUGCAAAUAAACUGCUCUCCAAUCUUGAGUAUGAUAAUUUCCUUCAUGAUAACUGUUAUUAUAUAAUCAGGAUGUUGUAAAU
Molecule: messenger RNA, 6474 nt
Organism: Coregonus sp. 'balchen'
Lineage: Eukaryota; Metazoa; Chordata; Actinopteri; Salmoniformes; Salmonidae
Source: the annotation of a GenBank genome assembly